AUUCGAAGCCGGUUGGCUGUCAAGAGGUCUAUGGCCUAUGGAGAGAAUUUAUUUCAAUUCAAUUCAACAAUUUAUAAGUUAUUGAGACAGUGAAUGUUUAUUUACGCCGCGCCGUACUGUGAGUUGUAACCAGGUGUAGAGCAAUACAUAAUGAUUAUCCCGAGCCCGUUUGUUUACUGGGCUCAAACAGAGAGUGCGAUUUCAUUGAAGAUUGAACUAAAAAAUGUUAUAAAACCUGAUGUGAAUGUUCUCGAAAAUAACAUUAAAUUCUCAGCAGAAGGGGUAGGGGCCCGAGGCGAGAGUCUUUAUGAGUUUAGUUUGGAUUUAUAUUCAUCUAUAAAAACAGCUGAAAAUAACCAUGUUCCCACAGUCCGUGUGUUUGAGAACCGAGUGGACAUCAUCUUACAGAAGGACAAGCCUGCUUGGUGGCCCAGAUUGACUGCUCAACCACAGAAGCCUGCCUGGCUAAAGAUAAAUUUUGACCUCUGGAAGUCAGAGGACGCUGGGGACAGUGAGGACGAAAAGCGUGACGUCAUGAAGGACUACCCGGGGAUGUACGACAAACUGCAUAAAGAAGAAAUGGGCUACAGAAGAGAGGACUUAAAAAAGGUGUACCUGAAGCUAUACAACCUAUUCCAAUUCAUUGGCUAUACCUACGUGCUAACUGUCAUGGCGGUGCGCUACGCUAAGCUAGAAUAUGACUCCGUGGCUGAUACUUAUGAACAUGUGGGACCGGCCAUGAAGUUCCUCCAGCUGCUGCAGUAUCUUGAAGUUAUGCAUCCGCUGUUUGGGUAUACUAGGGGUGGAGUACUAGUACCAUUCUUGCAAGUAAGCGGGCGAGCGUUUGUGUUGUUCGUUAUGAUUGAAGCAGAGCCGCGCAUGCAUACCAAGCCUGUGGUAUUCUACCUAUUCGUCAUGUGGAGCAUGAUUGAAGUUGUCAGGUACCCCUACUACAUAUCACAACUCUACAAAAGGGAGUUCUACAUCCUGACCUGGCUGCGCUACACAAUGUGGAUACCUCUCUAUCCCAUAGGCAUCAUAUGCGAGGCCAUAGUCAUACUACGGAAUAUACCCUACUUCGAAGAAACUCAGAAGUUUACCGUCUCUCUGCCAAAUGAAUGGAACUUUGCUUUCCAUAUGCCAACCUUUUUGAGGGUAUACCUCCUCUUCCUAACAUUCCCAGGAAUGUACUUCGUAAUGAGUCAUAUGCAUAAACUAAGAACUGUCAAAUUGAAGCCAAAGAUUAUUAUUAAGAAGUCCAAGUAGGUUAGUUUUGAGGUUUUUCUCACCAAUGUUUUUUGAAAUGGUGCGAAAUUCUCUGGUGUAUGGGUUUUUUAUCCCUUCAAGUCCACUUAAUAAUACGUAUACACAGUAUUAAGCAUUUAAUGGAUGUCUUAAAAUUAUAAAUUGCACAAAAUGAUUUGCAUACCAUAAUGUUAAGCGUAUAUUACUCAUAUUCACACAUUAAAUAAUCAGACAUUAUCGAUUCAAUAGUAUGUAAUAAAUAAAUAUUCAUGCAUGUACAAUUUUUGCAAAAGGAAUACUGUUUCAGUCAUUUUUCUGACACGAUGAUUUGUUAAAAUAAAAUGGUAUUUCAUAUUAUUUAGCCAAAAUUCAUCCAUGUGCCUACCAGCUUUUAGACAAUAGUUUGAAGCAUUGUAGGAUCAGUAACAUCCUUAUUUAUUGUGGAGGUCUCUCUAAAAUAGUAAAAGGUUUUAGUUAAUUAGCAAAUGAGUUAGAUAUUUGGAAAGUAUUAUGGGAUAUGGUCAAUUAUUAUGUUAGCAGCCUGUAAGAUAGGCCUAUUUCUGUCCCUCUUAAGUUUCAUUUUAUACUGCUUAUUCUUUUAUUGAAAGAAUAUCUAUUAUGAUAGGGUAAAAGUCUUAUGUCUACUAACAUAAUUAUAGUAUACUGAGAUUAAAUAUUUGUACAUUGUAGGAUACUUGCAUUUUCUAGAGGCUCUGUCUUGAAUUUGAGCCUUAUGAAGCUGAAAUUGGUCUGACGUUGCUAAUGUAAAAUGCAACUUAAUUAAU
Molecule: messenger RNA, 2030 nt
Organism: Helicoverpa zea (corn earworm)
Lineage: Eukaryota; Metazoa; Arthropoda; Insecta; Lepidoptera; Noctuidae
Gene: Hacd2
Product: very-long-chain (3R)-3-hydroxyacyl-CoA dehydratase
Exons: 6
Coding region: 151-1266 (371 amino acids)
Biological process (GO): very long-chain fatty acid biosynthetic process; sphingolipid biosynthetic process; fatty acid elongation
Cellular component (GO): endoplasmic reticulum membrane
Molecular function (GO): 3-hydroxyacyl-CoA dehydratase activity
Source: RefSeq, a predicted model, not a curated record